This is a messenger RNA of Colletotrichum phormii, 1624 nucleotides long. RefSeq lists its product as uncharacterized. Bases 122 to 1624 code for a protein of 500 amino acids. The record is from RefSeq and is a predicted model, not a curated record. Lineage: Eukaryota; Fungi; Ascomycota; Sordariomycetes; Glomerellales; Glomerellaceae. The transcript has 2 exons.
AAGCGACAGGUAGACCUCAGAGCUCUGGGCAGUUUGAAAGUUUACUCAAUCCUCAAGAUGUUGAUGGACACUCAGGAGCUCAAUCCACUUAUCGCUGUUAAUCUCCAAGAACGGCUGCUCAAUGCGGAUACCAUGGAGGACGAGAUGCGCAUUCAAAAUCUUCCGUCGUGCUUGUCUCAUGGGACACUUCGACAUGGCCGUUGAGACGCGGCCGACUGCCGUGUUGUCGGCGACAACACGGCACGUGAGGAAGUUCUUGCGCCCGGUAUACAGGGGUGAUGAGAUCAACCUUACAUUGCAAGCCAUAUCCGAAGAAAGAUUCAGACUAGCAGUUUGGCUUCUGACUGACGGUGCGUCGGCAAACGGCGUCGAUGCUUCUGGAUGCUCAGCACUUCACCGGGCCGUCUUAUUGAGACACUGGCACCUCGCAUCGACGCUGCUCGAGCAUGGGGCUUCCGCAGAGGGCUUGGUUGGGUUUUGUUCAAGAAUGGAGCUGGCUCACUUCUGCGUCCUACAUGCCGACCUUGAAGGCAUCGCAUUCUUGGCUAAGGCGAGUCGCGGGGUAGCUCUGAAUGCUCUUUCUUCUGGGCCCGUUUUUACCGACUUCGCCCCGAUACACGUUGCAGCUUUCAGAGAGUCCGACUGGUGCCGGCUCUAUUCCAUCGGAACCCUCAUGACCGAAGGUGCUAGCCUUCGACCUACCAAAGCCCAUGGUUUCGCAACAUCGAAAACUAUAUACAGUUUAAGCCGUCCCGGAGUCGAUUUCAGCAGCAAGAGUAUUUUCCUUUUGGCGACGACAACACGGAAGUUUGUUUCGCUGUACUGUCGCGAUCUACUCAACGCAUCAGAUUUGCAUCAAGGUACAGUCACAUUAGGCGAGACGACUGUCCUAGAAUACUUUCGAAAUUCGUUGGAAUCGAUGGAUAGUUUUCUCAAGCAUCCACGUGACUCGAGGUUUCCAAUGACAGACUUGAUUUUGUCUCUACGAGAAAUCACAGGGGCCUUGUCGCAUCUUGACAAAAAGGACACAGCCCGAGGCUUCCCUAUGGUUGGCGCAGUGUCGAGCUCGACGCUUCUUACAUGGCAGGUGCAGAUGAGACUUUUGCAGAUCGUAGAUCUCAUCCUGAAAAGCACCGUCUCGGUUCGGUCUGUGCCGCUGCCGAGGACACCCAAGACGAUACCCGUGGUUUUGUAUGCCGACCUUCUGCACACAUCAAUAGCCUCUAAGCCCACUGCUUUAGAUGGAGAUUGUAUGACAUCGACAAGUCAGUUCGCACAACAAUUCCGGCACUUCCGACAUAUCUUAGAAGAAUGUUUUGAUGCCAAUGGUCUCCCAUGGCUUUUGCAGUGCUCACUCAUCCUUGGUGCAAAUUUCCAAGCUGGAGCUCUGGUUCAUUUCGCGUCCAGUCUUGACGUCACCUAUUUGAGUAGCUCAUGGCUUUUGAGCGAUCAAGAUUCUCAUCAAACGCCGAUUGCUGUACGAAAAGAGCUCCGAUCUAUGGGUUGCAGAGAGGAUAUUCUGGAUACGCUUGACGAGGUCUUAUUUAACCUCAAGGCGCAACCAGGACUCGAGUUCCCACAAAGACGUCUGCCAAUGACAUUCUUGGAGAGUUUUGAAACAUAA